Messenger RNA from Spinacia oleracea (spinach), 1533 nucleotides. Its product is annotated as protein TIC 55, chloroplastic-like. Gene Ontology annotation, biological process: protein targeting to chloroplast. Gene Ontology annotation, molecular function: chlorophyllide a oxygenase activity; 2 iron, 2 sulfur cluster binding. Bases 1 to 1533 code for a protein of 510 amino acids. NCBI's taxonomy places the organism in Eukaryota, Viridiplantae, Streptophyta, Magnoliopsida, Caryophyllales, Amaranthaceae. The transcript is spliced from 4 exons. Gene Ontology annotation, cellular component: cytoplasm; chloroplast. The record is from RefSeq and is a predicted model, not a curated record.
AUGUCAAGACAGCUAUCGAAGCCUUCAAAAGAGGUCUCAUCCCCAAUUCGGAGUUGUACCGGGAGAUCACCAAAAUAUCCAUGUGCGACAUUUGAAGAGGUCAGAUCCAGAGCUAGUGCCCAAAUGCGCCUGGAAGAGGAUGAUGCAACCCGGACGACGGCACCACGGCUAGCAGGGGCAGCAGCGAUAGACGAUGAUUUUACUAUUCUGCUAGCAAAACUUUCAGAAGGACAAUUAGUUGAUGGGAGGUUGGAAUGUUUAUACCAUGGUUGGCAAUUUGAAGGGGAAGGCAAAUGUGUGAAGAUACGUCAGCUACCAGCAGGAGCUAAAAUUCCUAAACAAGCAUGUGUGAAGACUUAUGAAGUGAGAUAUUCUCAAGGAGUUGUGUGGGUGUGGAUGUCCCAAAGAUUCCCGCCAAAUGCCGAGAAACUCCCUUGGUUUGAAAACUUUGCUAGGCCAGGGUUUCAAGAUAUAUCAACUACACACGAGCUUCCAUAUGACCACUCCAUUCUCCUCGAGAAUCUCAUGGACCCAGCCCACGUCCCAAUAUCCCAUGAUCGGACUGAUUGGAGUGCAAAACGAGAAGACGCUCAAGCGUUGCUUUUUGAAGUCAUAGAGAGAACAGACCGAGGUUUUGCUGGCUGGUGGGGAAAAGAAAGCGAGAAAUCUAUGUUAAAUUUUCUGAGGUUUGAGGCACCAUGUGUGCUCUCAAAUAGUCGAGAGAUAGUUGAUGAAAAGGGAGAAAAAAACUACUUCAGCGGGCUCUUCCUUUGCAGGCCACCAGGGCAGGGGAAAUCCAUGCUAAUUGUGAGGUUUGGAACCACUAAAAGAUCGCCUCUUGCUAAAUUCUUUCCCACGUGGUAUUUCCACCAAAAUGCUAGUAAGGUGUUUGAGCAAGACAUGGGCUUCCUCUCAUCCCAGAAUGAGGUUUUGAUCAGAGAGAAAGUCCCAACAAAGGAACUCUACCUGAAUUUGAAGUCUUCUGACACUUGGGUUGCAGAAUACAGGAAACGGAUGGACAAAGUUGGGCAUGGGAUGCCUUAUCAUUUUGGGCAUAGUAUUAUUUCACCCCCUGAAGUUCCAGCAGUUGUUGAGCAUGCCCCAGCAGGUCUAUUUGCUGGACUGUCGGCUCAAUCUCCUGCUAAAGGUGGGCUUGGGACCAUGUAUGCUCCGAAUUGGUCUAACCGGUAUUUCCGACAUGUGAUCAAUUGCAAGGAAUGCAGUGGUGUCCUUAAAGCCUUUGAAACAUGGAAAAAGGUCCUUUCUGUUAUCGCUCUUUUAUCCACUGGAUUUGCCAUACUUGUUUCAGGAAGGCAGUGGAAAGCUCUAUGUUUAGUUACCACUUCAUUGUGCUUGGCUGGAGUGUGUUUGUCAGACGAUUGUGAAGGUUGCCUAUAUAAGGUCUACAUGAUAUUUGAUAUGAAGAAUGGGGAUAUUAGGUACAAUGUGGUGCUCCUUGACAUUCUUAUUUGGCACAAAUUGAAGGUUGUUACAAUUUUCAUGCCUAGAUACAACUUACUCUUAUUAUUGUAA